AUGAAUAUUUUAAACUGUCCAAUAAUUUCCAUUGAUAUCCGAAUUUGUCGCUUCUGGUCGUACCUGCUGAAGCACGACUUCAUGCGCUACGUCGGUACCAUCCCGGCGGGUCUGCUGAUAGUGUUUAUGUUUGCUGAUCUAUACCACAGUGAGAACGACUUCGAGGACUUCAUAAUAAAUGCCUUUUUUUCUUUACUGCUGUGCAAUACGCUGGCAAUUGAAGAUGAUGUAGUGCAGAAAGUGUUGAUGAGCUUCACCCAGCGUGCGAGAGUUCUAUGUUACAGUAAUGUUGCUCUGGGAUUCAUCGUUGCUUUUUGUUUCUCCAGUUAUCCACUAUUCUCCAGUAGUCGCCGAAUGCUGUUUAGUUUGUACAUCCCAGGAAUAGAUGUUUCAAAUUCGCCUCAGUAUGAGAUAAUAUGCAUUUUGCAAGCUUUGUGGUUAAUUCCUGCCUGCGGCAUGUAUCUUCCUUUUACGAAUUUCUUCAUCUCGGCCACUCUGUUUGGAGUGAUUCAGAUCAAAACUUUACAACAUCAGUUGAUGUCACUAAAGACCACGUUGAAGGGAAUGGACAUGGACGGUCUGAACUCCAUCGUGAAUAAGUGCAUCGAAGAUCAUCUUCGGAUUAAGAACUAUGUGUAUGAAUUCAAUUCUUUAACCGAAAAUCAAAGCCGGUUUUUGUUCAUCAUUCCUUACUUAGUUGCCAUUGUACUGCAAGUGUUCGCUUUCUACUGGCAUGCGAAUGAAGUUAGUGAACACAGUCUUGGGAUUGCUAAAGCUGUUUACAAUGGACCGUGGAUCGAUGUGGAUAAUUCAGUAAAGAAAAAGCUUCUACUAAUCAGCCUCAGUGCCCAGCGUCCAUUGGAGAUAACACUGGGAAACGUUUUCCCGAUGACGUUGGAAAUGUUUCAAUCCUUGCUCAAAGCAUCGUAUUCUUAUUGUACUAUACUAAGGCGUCUAAAUCGAUAA
Molecule: messenger RNA, 966 nt
Organism: Sabethes cyaneus
Lineage: Eukaryota; Metazoa; Arthropoda; Insecta; Diptera; Culicidae
Product: odorant receptor Or2-like
Exons: 4
Coding region: 1-966 (321 amino acids)
Biological process (GO): sensory perception of smell; detection of chemical stimulus involved in sensory perception of smell
Cellular component (GO): plasma membrane
Molecular function (GO): olfactory receptor activity; odorant binding
Source: RefSeq, a predicted model, not a curated record